AUCGAUCGCCGUUUACUGUUCAACUGUGUUAUUAUAACUAAAUACAUUGGGUUAGUAAUGUUCUUGAGUUGUUAAUUAUUAGUGUGGCUACGUUAAUAAUGAUUAAACAAUAAUAUUUGUAUGGAUAACGCUACAUUUACCUCCCCCUUUAGAUCAGACUACAAUAACAUAAAAUCAUCAACCCCGAAACUGUACUUAUAUUUAAAAAUGCUUAUAAACUAGGUACAUUGUUCGGGUGGCACGACACUCUUUGUUCACAUUUUUUUGUUAUUAUGUUACGCACUUUAAGCUAAACUGACACUUAUUGCGGGUACCGUAGCGAUGAAGCCGCUCGUAGCGUUGUAUGACCGCGAAUAACACGCGAUCGUCUUUAGGUGCUGCGAUGCGGUGUUUGCAGUAACGCCAAAUAAUAAUGUAGGCUCAGCGUUACAAUAUGUUGACGGUAACCUUUAUUGAUGGCAACGACGUAGGUACAAUAUAAUGUCGUUGGUUGAUGGAGACAUUUUGUAAAAAAUUGUGAUUGUUUCAUGUUGCUUGGCACUUGCUUCGUGAUUUGCGUUAUUCUGCGCUAUAAUGAAACAUGCUGCCUUGUUUAUAGCGUCUGUAGAUACAAAGUGCAGAAUGUGACUGAGACGUGCGAUGAGUGAAUGGACGCGUAGCUGCUCGCCGGGCUGGUGGUUUGUCUUGUAGCGAUUUCAGUAUCCCUAUGGAAUGUCAAUUGUGGGUUUCAAAGGCCGGGUCUUGUUUUAACAUCUGGCUCGGCGCGGCGUAACGGAGAUAUUGUGUUCUUUGUUGGGUUCUUUUGUUUCUCUGCUCCCUGGGUUUGAGACUUCCAUUUCGCCGGCAAUUAAUACUUAAACGGGUUUUAGUAUACCUGCGGCCCAUAGGGGUUUUUUUUAUAGGUGUCUUUGGCGUUCGGCGUGUAUGAAUAUUCGGCGAUCUAUGAUAGGAGACGUACCGUAGCUCAUAGACUGUAGAUAUCUCGUCGAUCCACUUUGUCGGUUUGAGAGACGAGAUUGAUAGUCUUGAGUGAUUAGUGAUUAAUAUAUGAUGAUGUACGUGUCCUGGUGAUGAUCGCAUGCUGGAUAAGUGAACGUCCGGUUGAUAGUGAUUAUGAUGUCGAUGUUGGGGCACGCUGGUUUCAAUGGCACUUGUCGUGAAUGAUGUCACGAAAAUUAAUAGUAAUAUCGAGGAGGGCCCAGAGGAGCUCAGAGGAUAGCAUUCAGCGUGGCCGAUAAAGUCAACAGGGUUGCCAAGUCUGAAGUCUGAGGUUCGAAGAAACCAGCUACGGUGAUAGAACCUCAGAUUAGGAGAGCAGUUUCAUGCGGAGCAGAUCAUAGAUCCUCGACACACCUACAAGCUGGGCAGUCUACUAAAAUAUAAAAAAAAUGGCAGUCAAGAAACAUCAGUUGGUUGCAGACAAAAGCAACCAACCAGAUUUAGCUGCACUUGCACAAUACUUUCAAUUGAUGAAUGAUCAAUCACAAUGCUUACCACCUCUUCAAGAAAUGAUCAAACAAUGCCACAAUAUUAUCCAGUGUCUUGCACGCACUGCCGGCACCGCUGAUCAGUUGUGGCACCUACUGCAACCUGUUGAACAUUUCUUGCUUCGUUGCGUCAAUUCUGUCUAUAACAAUGUGCGCCACGAAGUUUUCAGAACAAUUCUCGACAAAUUUUAUUCAUACAUUAGUGAUCCAGAAUCCAAUGCGUGUCCAGCCACAGCUGCAGUUUUAAUCAUUAUUGAUGAUUCGGACGAGGAUGAGAUUAUGUCAUCAACCAGGUUGCUGGUUGAACAAACCGAGAACGGGCCAGCUGGGCCAAGGUUUCAUGCUGCUCUCUCUUGCCUUUACCGCUGGCUGCAUGACUGGCAUUGCACACCCACUCUCGGAUUUUGGAUUUUAGCUUACAUUAAAGCUUUAGAAGAAAGUGCACAUCAUGAUAUUCUCAUAGAGGCGAGUCAAGAUUACCUGGUCAGCCUACUUUCAUGUUUGGCUCUCCAGAUACCUAUCCAUCAAGCUACCGCCAAUGUAAUUUUCCACGUGUUAGCCUCUCUGCGUGAAUCUGUGGAAGCUUUCGAUAGGAUCUCAUCAAUGGUGGGCGAAGUGCUAGUGCAUCUCGCUUCUGACAACGGCCAAUGGAGCCGGCAACUUCUUCAAGAUCUUGUGGACAUUUUGACCGUUAUGGUCGAGCGCAUCACUUGCUGUCUCAAGGAAGACGCACAAGAGAUGUUCCGAAAUAAAUAUGCCGAUGUGAUUUUGUGUUUGGAAAGGCACAUGGCGUCAAACGCUUCCAAAUACCUAAAUCUGCCCGCAUGGCGUUCCCGAAACGCUGUGUCCAGUGGCAAUAAUUUAGAUACCCAAAAGGUUGGCUUAAUUAACAUCGGGAAUACGUGUUACAUGAAUAGUGUCAUUCAAGCUCUACUAUACACAAGACAAUUUAGUUCUUACGUGGUGGCUAAAAGCUUGAACACCCCUUAUUGGGAAACAUUAGGAACUUUAUUUGCUCACAUGAUUUUUUCCAUGUCGAGCAAAAUCGAUCCUGAAAGGUUUUUCAGACAUCUGCGACCCGUGGAUUUUUCUGCAGACUCACAACAUGACAGCUCCGAAUUCUUAGGGUAUUUGCUGGAGCUAUUCAGGUCCUAUGAAAAUGCCACUUUAGUAAACCACGAUUACUCACGGCCUCCCGUGCUGAAUGGAGGCCCACGUAACCGCCUUUUACAACCUGGGGCCAGUGACGAACAGCAGACAGAGUCGGGUGAUAGUCGCCGAUCCACAUCACCGUGCCCAGGAAGUAGUGGUUCUGACUCCAGCGCAUUAAAACGGCCGUACGACGUAGAUCCAUCAGCUUUGCCGCCAAGGAAAAGGUUCCGUGUGCAAGAGCCGACGCGGCGAGGCUCAGCUAUCGAUAGCAUAUUUGGAGGCGUACAACUUACGCGUGUCCAGUGCGGCUCUUGCCAGUCUUCUUCGUUCUCCCGCGACUUGUUUCGUGAUCUGCAACUCGCGUUCCCAGAGAAGCCCGAGGGAAAGCAACACAGUGUCCAGAGUUUGCUCGACUAUUAUUUCUCUAAAGAGAGCCUGUGUGGAGAUAACAAGUACCAGUGCCGCGAAUGUGGCGACCUGCGCGACGCUGAAAGGAGUGUAGUUAUUGAAAAUACGCCGAAAUAUUUAAUACUAGUGCUGAAGCACUUUAAGGUUGACGUAAAGAACCUGAAGCAGACGAAGCUAAUGCACUAUGUGCAUUACAACCAAACGAUAUCGUUGCCGACUGUCCCCAACCAGGCGACCUCUGCUGCGUACACCGUUUACGCUGCGGUAAUACAUAAGGGAAGAACCAUUGACUCAGGCCACUACUAUACGCUCGUCAAGGACAAUGGCGAAUGGUUCAGCUGCAAUGACUGCAGUGUCAAAAAAGUUGAGGAAAACGCGUUGAACAAGCUCCAGCGACCGAGCACGCCGUAUAUACUGUUUUAUAGGCGAUUGGAUAUCGAGGAGCCACCGGCUCCUACAUUCGAGCAACUGCCGCGAAAUCUUAGGAUGGAGAUAUCGGCAACGAACAAAAUAUAUGUGGAGGCUGUACGGAAACUGCGAUCCGAUUAAUUUAAUGUUAGAUAAAAGUCUCAAGAAAAAGGCGAACGCUCGAACUAUAAUAAUAUAUAAUUUAGCCUAACGCGAAUUUACCAAAACACCUAUCAGUUUUGAUGAAUCCGCGUCCGUGAAGUAUACAGGGUGCUCGGGAGUAUUUCCCAUAACUCUGGGGUUAUAUUCUUUACCAAAAUUUAAUUUAAAAAGUUCAAGGAACGUGUGUUCUAAAAUUAAUAUUUUCGGGGUAAAUAAUAUUUCUUUUGUAAAUAGAUCUUAAAAUGUGUCUCUUAUACGCAUCCUUAUAAUUAUGACGUAGCCAAGUUUGACGUAUUUUAAAAUUGUAUUACAUGGAUAGUCAGAAUUAUUUGAAUUACUUUGUAUGACAAAGUAAAAAGUUUUUAUUUUGUAGUUUAAAAAAUAUUGAUAAUGCAUUUCGGCUCUUAUUGGUUUACUCGUCAACACCUUGAAGUUAUGGGAAAUACUCCCGAGCACCCUGUUUAUAUAGUUGUCUGUUUAUAUAGUUGUAGUAUUGACUUGCAUGAUUGCAGCCAGUAGGAUUAAAAUAUUAUGUGCAUUGUACAUUCGUCGUAUUAUAAUUUCCCUAUACUUGAUGUCUAAUAUCUGAAGAAAUAUGUAUGCUGCAGUUAAUAUGCUUUACUUCAUUAAAAUUGAUUAAGAACAACAAUGCUGUUGUUUAUUGUUAGUAAAUUUAAAUUAGUAAACGUUAUUUACUAUAGUGGGUAACUGUAAUGGUAGUAGUCAAAAAUAUGUCCUCGCCAUACCUACAAUGAAAGUAUUAUUUAAAUGUCAAAAUAUUUGGUAGUGAAUAUAUAUACCUAUAUAUAUAUAUGUUUAUCUAACUAUCUUGUAAUAUAGGUUAGUUGAUGUACAUAUUGUUAGUUUAAAAAAAGGAUAUAGAUAUACUAGCGGAGGCCCGCCACUUCAUCUGCGAUAAAUUAGUUUAAGCUUUCAUCCCCUUUUGGUCCCUAUUACGUUUAACAAUCUCUAAUAAUAUGUUUAAAAAAUUGACAGACUUUCAUAACAAAUUUCGAACUCCAUACAGGUAAAAUUUUCAAUUUUAAAAGGGCUGAAUUUCAAAAAUUAUUGAAUGACAUUAUUUUUCACAUUUAUUUAAUAUUUUAUGCACAAAUUUAGAAAACUAUAACUUUAAGAAUUUAGAACUUUGUUUCGCUCCAAGUUCCAGUUUGUCAUUGUACCAAAAAUCAUCUUGAUUGAUUCAGCGGCUUAGUCCAGAAAAGGUAACAGACUUACAGACAGACUUACUUUCGCAUUUAUAAUAUUAGUAUGGGUAUAUUUUGUUUCUUUUUGUGUACAUUAAAAAUAUGUACCUUUGAUAUUCACCUUAUAUUCCGUUUAUUUACCUUAGGUAUAAUAUUUUUAUUUACUGUCUACAUUUUUAUUUUCUUUAUUUUUUGUUAUAAUUAUUUUUUUAAUUAAUCAGGAGAAUUUAUUUCAUUUACUAGUAAAGUCAAACCUGUAUAGUAUUUCUUCCAAUUUAUAUAUAUAGCUUUGUUGUAGUAUAUAUUGUAUAAAAUUCAUCAUAAUAGUAUGUAAUACGUAAUAUUAGAGUAUAAUCAGUGGUGGUCAAGGUUGACCUUUAAUAUACCAAAGAUAAAAAAAUGUGCUACAUCGGAGUUCUAUACAUAGUUUAUAGUCUUCUUAUAGUCUUCUGUAAAAUGGCCACUGAAGUUCGAUACAUCUAGUGUGCCACAUCGAAUCGUCUUCGCAGCACUUAGUUUUCUUAUUGACAAUCGAAAAUGCGAAGAUAGAAAAAAAAACGAAUUCUUCUUUCUUGGCAUUUUAUGCAAAAAUGUACCUAGACUUAAUAUUGUGUUGAUUGUGCUGAUACUGUAUAAAAACUAGCUUUAAUUUUCUUUACUACAAGUGAAAUGUCAAUAAUGCUUUCUUUAUCUUACAGUUUACGUAUAACAAUUUUGUAGAUGAACAUGCGUGUGUUAGUUUUGAAAAUUGUAAAUGUAUAUUAUAAAGUGUAUUAGAUUACUAUAUAUUACACUAAAUACUACUGUUCGAUAUAACACGUAUGACGUGUAUAAGUUUUUUUUUUUAUUUCAUAGUUUAUUCCCAUCGGUGUCGUUGAAUAUCACAUCAAAUAUGCUAUGUUCACUAAGAAAUGUAGGUAUUGUAAAAACAUUUGUCUCAUUUAUGCGAUAUUUAUAUGAACUUACUACAUUUCUAUACUACUUUAUUUUUUUUUUACUGAGCCAGUAGCUUAAGCCAGUAGCAUAAUCCAUUUGUGAUUUUUUUUAUAAAAGCUGAUAAUUCUUACUGUACCUAACUUACCUAUACUCUUACUAUAGCAGCGUCGGAUUUGCCAUAGGGCGGUAGGUGGCAUUUUCUACAGGCCCCGCGUUCAGAUAGGGGCUCCGCGCCCGAGAGAAAAAAUAUGAAGGUCAAUUUUUGUGGGCAAUAUGGACAAUUUUUUUUUUGCAAACUGCAUAGUGUAAUUCAUCAAAUGAAAGAGGAUAUUAUAUACCUACAUAUUCCUAUGAGGAUAAUUUUAAAAUGAAUUGCUUUUGAGUUAUUCAAGUAUAUUUACUCGUACUGUUCAAGCUUGAUUCAAAUUGAAUCUCCGAAACUAAUAAUCCUAAAAUUUGAAAAAAAAAAAUACAGAAUAUAUUUUUAGAUUUCAAGAAAAUCUUGAACCUUCAAAUUUUUAAAUAUGAAUGUCAUUUUUGAGGGGAACAAGAUAAAUAAGAAUUUGUUUUUUUUUUAAUUUAAAAGGGCCUCUUGUUUAAAUUUGCUACAGGCCCCCCGCUAGCUUAAUCUGGCACUGUACUAUAGGUAUAGUACGACACAAAAGAGUAGAAAAUAAAUGAGGGCGAUGUUGUCACUUACUGUUGUUCAUAUGGUAAUCCUAUGUUGAGUCAUUACACUAUGGACUGCUACUACCUUGAUACUUGAUUGUAAUUGAUAUUUUGUUCUAUACGUAGGUAAUAUUAUGUUCUCAUUAUAAACUAGCUGACGCCCGCGAUUUUGGACCUCUUUAAUGCAACCCUUACAGUAGUAUCGCUGUAAAAAUGAAGUAACUCCUCCCGUUUUCCCAACAUUUCCCUUCACUGCUUUGUUCCUAUUGAUCGUAGCGUGAUGAAAAGUAUACUAUAACCUGCCCAGGAGUGUGAAGUAAUUGUAUCGUAAAAAUCCGUCGAGUAGUUUUUGUUUCUAUAACGAACAUACAGACAGAAAAUUUACUGAUUGAAUUUUACUACACUAAUUACCCCCUGAUAUUUUGGAAAUAUAUUUCAAGUACAGAAUUGACCUCUACAGACUUAAGUAUAAAUAAUGUAUAAGUAUAAAUAAGGUGAUAUGUUGAAAAUAUUACUAACUAAUUGAAAUAAAUUAAUAAAUGUAAUUGGUUGCUCUAAACUGACAGAUCUUUGGAUAAUGACAGUAAAUGUUUGUUAGUUACAUUUUUAUUAACUUCUACUCUUUUAUGUUACACUAUAAGUAAGGUACAUGAAGUUUGGUUCAUUAUUGAUUUAAAAUCAGCUAAAAUUCGAAUCAUCAAGAAAAUUAUAAUUACAAAGAGUAUAAUUUAAUAUGAUAUUUUUUUUAUUAAUUAUUCGUUGUAAUAUGAAAAGUCGUUUACUUAGUUGCUAGAAACAUGGCAUCAAGGAAUUUCGUCGUUCCACUUUGAAGUUUAUCUCUUGCCACGAAACCAAGUUUCUGGCGACUGAAAAUAGAAUCUGUCGCCGAAGAAAAUAUAACGAAAAUAUGUUUUUUUUUUUACCUGCAAUCUCCUAAUGCGACCGUUAUCCAGACUCGUUACUUAUCAUGCUUAUCUAUCAUAGGUAAAAGACGUUAAUAUUCUGUGGCUCGCUUCCUAACUAUUGAUGUAUUGUUGUUAGAUAGUUGUUAUAUAUAAUAUUGCUUUAAUUUGUUACACUUACUUUUGGUUAGAUAGACUGGAUUUUUUCUUUUUUACAUCUCAUCAAUUUUAUAUAAGUUACUUAGUAUAUCAAAAUUAAAUGAAUAAUCUGUGUAGUAAAAAGUAUAUAAUAUACAAGUUAAAUAGAUAUUUACAUUCGACAUAGCAAAAAAAAAAAUGUAUUUCUUUUUGUUUUUUUUUUUUCGACAUUUCAGAUGUAUUUUUUUAUAUACAUGUAAUUAUAGAAACAUGAUAUGUAAUUAAAAAUGUUUAAGAAUAUUUUUUUUCUUGAAUAUUAUAGAAGUUUAAGAUAAAGUUACGUUACGAUACGUUUUCCAUAAAAUUACUAAAUGUUUGUGACUUACACAAAUGUAAUAAAGUUUUCAAAAUUAA
This is a messenger RNA of Bicyclus anynana (squinting bush brown), 7881 nucleotides long. It is a transcript of the gene DUBAI, whose product is annotated as ubiquitin carboxyl-terminal hydrolase 35. The record is from RefSeq and is a predicted model, not a curated record. Gene Ontology annotation, cellular component: nucleus; cytosol. Gene Ontology annotation, biological process: protein deubiquitination. The coding region runs from base 1389 to 3596 and encodes 735 amino acids. NCBI's taxonomy places the organism in Eukaryota, Metazoa, Arthropoda, Insecta, Lepidoptera, Nymphalidae. Gene Ontology annotation, molecular function: cysteine-type deubiquitinase activity; cysteine-type endopeptidase activity. The transcript has 13 exons.